UAGUCUUCGGUUAUCCGGCUUGAUUAGUAACGUUAUGAGACCCUUCUCAGCGUUCUGAGCUCCUGCUGUCUGCUUGAGCACGCCCGUUUCUGUCCAAGUCCUGUUGAACGUCUAUGGCCACCCCAAGCCUUCCACCGCUGGUACAAGCGACAUCCGGCGCCAUAGGAAGCGCGACCGCGAACGCGCUGGUGUACCCGCUGGACCUCAUUGCUACGCGAGUGCAAACGGACGAUAGUUCGGGCUUGUCUUUCGACGGCCGUCGACGAAGGAAACUUGGAAGGCUACGAGAGAUUCGGGUUAUACCGCAAAUCGCACGCGAAGUUAUACGGGAAGAAGGUUGGAAGGGCCUCUAUGAUGGACUUGCGACGGAUACCGCGGCGACUAUUGUGUCAAAUUUUUUCUACUUUUAUAUAUACGCCUUCCUACGAAGAUCCGUCGUUCAACGCAAGGCAUUCUCUGCUCCUCCGUCUAGAGCGAAACAACGGCUCGCCGUUCUGAGCGUCCCCGAGGAACUCGGACUCGGCUUUCUAUCCGGUGUCCUCUCGCGGGCUAUCUCCACUCCGCUAAGCAUGGUCACCGUGCGUAUGCAGACGCAGUCCAACAACAAUAGAAAACCUGGGCUCGUUGAAAUCAUACGAAGCAUUUACCGCGAGCAUGGCCUCCUUGGCUUUUGGAAAGGUUUCGAAACGACCAUCGCGCUGUCCCUCAAUCCAGCCCUCACAUUCUCGUUGAUACAGCUCUUCCAGAGGAUACUCCAUCGUCUCAGCACGAAGCGCUUCUCGAGCCCCGCUCAAGUUGCUAAGAGUGCAACGGCAUCAUUCCUUACCGGGGCGCUCGCGAACUCUAUCGCGGUAGCCAUCCUAUACCCUCUCAUCCUAGCGAAGACACGGCUGCAAUCCUCAAACUCGGAUCGGAGAGAGACAUUCUCCACUCGUGGAUCGGCGCCGACACAUCAGGAUCAUUCAGCGCUGUUAUUUACGGAUGGACCCCGCCCUACAGAACGCGUGGCGAGCCCGCUAGAGAUGGGCGACAACGAUGCCGAUCGCAUCAAGGCUGUUAUCGAAGAUACAGAAUCCUUGCUCAAGGAAGCCGUACACGACGUAGCGAACACGGCUGCGAACGCGGCAAGCGACGUCAAGGAGAAGCUCGUGGAGGUUCACGAAGGCGUGCGCGACAAGGGAUAUGAGGUUCUCGAUAUUUGGCGAGAUGCGUACCGGGCGAAUGGAGCUCGCGGCCUAUAUCAGGGCCUGGAGGUGCAGAUCGUCAAAGGAUUCUUGAAUCAGGGAGUGACUAUGGUGGUCAAACAACGUAUGGAGCAAUUGGUCGUUGCGAUCGUCCGACAGCGCUUGCGGAAUCCGUGAUGUCUGAAGGCGGGACGGGUGACAUGUAUCAAUAUCCUUCACUUACAUCGCUGAACACGAUCCAGUGUAUAUGUAGUUGUGUUCAGUGUUAGAGACUAUUAUCUGAGCACAUCCAUGUCCGGAUCCAUGUCAUUCGCUUCGGUCUGUAUGUAUUGGGUAGCGUGUCUCAUGC
This is a messenger RNA of Punctularia strigosozonata HHB-11173 SS5, 1533 nucleotides long. Its product is annotated as mitochondrial carrier. NCBI's taxonomy places the organism in Eukaryota, Fungi, Basidiomycota, Agaricomycetes, Corticiales, Punctulariaceae. The record is from RefSeq and is a predicted model, not a curated record. The transcript has 8 exons. The coding region runs from base 114 to 1361 and encodes 415 amino acids. Gene Ontology annotation, biological process: transmembrane transport.